Molecule: messenger RNA, 1023 nt
Organism: Paramisgurnus dabryanus
Lineage: Eukaryota; Metazoa; Chordata; Actinopteri; Cypriniformes; Cobitidae
Gene: iscua
Product: iron-sulfur cluster assembly enzyme a
Biological process (GO): iron-sulfur cluster assembly
Molecular function (GO): iron ion binding; iron-sulfur cluster binding
Source: RefSeq, a predicted model, not a curated record
UGGUUAAGUCUAGUUGGUGCAGUGGCUGGCAGUGCGUAUUUGUCCAUCAUGGCGUUAGCAGCUGCUGCCAAACGCUGUGCGUCUUCUGCACUGUUUCACAGAUCGUUAUCAUUACCAGAGUUUAGAUCCGCAUGCUCUUAUCAUAAAAAGGUGGUAGACCACUAUGAGAACCCCAGAAAUGUUGGUUCCCUGAACAAAAAUGCCAAGAAUGUGGGCACUGGUUUGGUAGGCGCUCCUGCUUGCGGUGAUGUAAUGAAACUACAGAUUCAAGUGGAUGAAAAUGGAAAGAUAGUGGAUGCCAGAUUCAAAACAUUUGGCUGUGGUUCAGCCAUUGCUUCUAGCUCUCUGGCCACAGAGUGGGUGAAGGGGAAAUCGAUUGAUGAAGCCCUUCAAAUCAAAAACACAGAGAUUGCCAAAGAACUUUGUCUUCCACCAGUUAAACUACAUUGCUCUAUGCUUGCAGAAGAUGCUAUCAAGGCUGCAUUAGCAGACUACAGACUUAAACAGAAAGAUGACAAAGAGACGCUGGCCGAAGCUAGAAAUUAAUGUCCUCAUUCACAUAUGAGUCACUGUCGCCCACUCGACCAAACAUGGUGUAGUUUGUUCUCGACUAAGGCUAUUAAAUGGAAAUGUGUAUCAUCAGUACUACUUGCAUGCUGCCUUAGAGAUGUUGGUUUGCAUUGACAGACUGUGAGGAUUUUUAGGAAGAAGUUUUUUUCAGUGUAUCUCAAUGAAUCACGCACAUUAAAAUAAUCUCUUAAUUCUUGAAGAAGAUCUCGUACUCUUACUAUGGAACGUUCUCUGUAUUAAAUGCAUACUACUACAAUGCUUGUGAAUUUCUACCAUAGCGUAUCAGAAAGCAGGUUUAAAUGAUAACAUGUAUAUUUGUUUCCCUAGAAUGUUCAUUGCAAUUUGCGCAGUGAUUUGUUAAUGAAAACACCAAAAAAUGUGCUAUUAAUGCAUAUGCGGUGUACAUAGAGCAAAACGUUCAUCUUGCAAAAACAUAAUAAAGUCCUAAAUAUA